Molecule: messenger RNA, 291 nt
Organism: Echinostoma caproni
Lineage: Eukaryota; Metazoa; Platyhelminthes; Trematoda; Plagiorchiida; Echinostomatidae
Source: the annotation of a GenBank genome assembly
CCGGACAGUGAUCACAUUCUGACCGAGUGGAAAACGGUUCAUGAAUCUCGUCGCGUCACCACGAUCGAACGAACCUAUGAUGCUCCUAUUCAGGUAGCCGCUUACGUCGGCGCGUACAACUGUACCAGACCUCCCGGGGCGAAACAAAUAAAACACGGUAUGCUUGUCUACGCCUAUGCGGAUGGCUUUCCCGCCGAUCGAAUUGUUCUCGGUCCCAGUGAUUUGGAACACUUUUGGCUCGUAUGGUGUGAUCGCGUGCACGCCUACUAUUCUCAGGUUAGUGCCCCAUAA